Molecule: messenger RNA, 2971 nt
Organism: Diatraea saccharalis (sugarcane borer)
Lineage: Eukaryota; Metazoa; Arthropoda; Insecta; Lepidoptera; Crambidae
Source: the annotation of a GenBank genome assembly
GAGCUAAGUCUGUGCAUUUGAGCAAGUGAUUAUAGUGUGUUUACUAUUAUUUUGAUUUUUAUAGAAUGAACUUUAAAGAAUUUUUGUUAAGUUCUCCAUAAAUAUUAUCCCUUAGAAAGUACUAAGUAAUAUUGUUAUAAUUAUACAUAAUGUCCCGCCUCAUUAUUAAAAAUUUACCCAACAAGGUAACUGUCGAAAACCUGAAAGAUAUAUUUAGUGAAAAAGGAGAAGUAACGGAUGUUCAGCUAAAGUAUACAAAAGAUGGAAAAUUCAGAAAUUUUGGAUUUGUUGGAUACCGGAAUGAAGAGCAGGCUCAAGCUGCGAAAGAUUACUUCGAUGGUACUUGUAUUCGUUCGAUGAAAAUAAAUGUACAAGUUUGUGCCAAUCUUGGUGAUGAAAAAAAACCCCGAGCAUGGAGUAAAUAUGCACCUGACAGUACAGCGUACAAGAAAAUUCACAAAGACGAAACUGAAACCAAAUCGGAAAAGAAAUUACAGAAAAAGAAAGAAAAAAAUAAAAAUAAAAUUAUUGAUUUACUAAAAAAGCAUAAGGAUGAUCCUCUUUUUGCUGAAUUUAUUGAUGCUCAUGUUAAUGAUAAAACAACUUGGAUAAAAGAAGCUUUUGAAAAUGCUAUUAAUACUGAUAAUGCUAGUAGCACUGAAGAGGAAGCUACAGAAGCAGUUGACAUUCAUACCCAAAAAAAUGAGAAUUCAAUGGAAAAUCUUGAUAAAACAGAGAAUAAAAUUGCCAACAAAGAAAUUAGUGAUUUGGAGUAUAUGAAAUUGUUAAUGAAAAAAGUAGGGGGAGUAACCACAGACACUCCAGAAAUUAAAGAGCAAACAACAAAGAAAAUCAGAAACAGGCCACUCUUCCAUGUAAAGAUAACUGGUCUCCCCUUCAAAUGUAAAAAAAAAGACAUCAAGGAGUUUUUCCGACCUCUUGUUCCAUAUUCAAUAAGAUUACCACUUGGUAAAGGGAAGAGAGUAGCAGGUUUCUGCUAUGUAGGAUUUAGAACUGAAAAGGAACUCCAGAAGGCACUUAGUAAAGACAAACUAUUUAUUGCUAAUCAUCGUAUACACAUACAUAAAUAUGAAGACCACUCAAAAAAAGCUGCAGAAGAAGAACUACAUAAUAAUCAAAAGAGGAGAGAAGAGAAACAUUAUAAUGAGGAAAGUAUAGGUGAAAGUGGAAGCAUAUUUGUAAGGAAUUUACCUUACAUAAUAUCAGAAGAUGAACUAACUAAUUUGUUUGAAAAGUAUGGUCCUAUUGCUGAAUUAAAUAUGCCUCUCGAUCAAAUACUACGACAGCCAAAGGGAUUUGCGACGGUGACGUUUGUGAUGCCGGAACAUGCCGUUAAAGCGUACACGGAACUUGACGGCACUGUGUUUUGUGGCAGGAUGCUCCAUCUGCUACCUGCUAAAGCGGAAAAAUUGGAAAAUAGUGACGAUGAAGGUCUUUCGUUCAAGGAAAAGAAAGCAAAAAAGUUGAAGGCCCAAGCAAAAUCUUCACACAACUGGAAUUCAUUAUUCUUGGGAGCAAACGCUAUUGCGGAUGUUGUCGCUUCUAAUUACGACACCACAAAAGAACAACUAUUGACUGACAAUAACAAAAACACAAGUGCUGCUGUUAGAUUAGCUCUUGGUGAAACACAGCUGGUUGCAGAAACCAGAACUUUCCUUGAAAACAAUGGCGUUUAUCUAGAUGCAUUCAGCAAGCCUGCUCAAAGAAGAUCAAAAACCUGUAUAUUAGUGAAAAAUUUACCAUCAAAUACAGAAAUGAAUGAAAUCAAAGUAUUAUUUGAGAAACAUGGUCGUAUAGCUAGAUUCUUAAUGCCAAAACAUGGCAUCUCUGCACUUGUAGAUUUUAUAGAACCGUUUGAAGCUAAGAAAGCUUUUAAUGAUUUAGCUUAUUCUCAAUUUAAAUCUUCCCCAUUGUAUUUGGAAUGGGCACCGGAGAAUGUUUUCAUUAAACCUACUCAAAUUACUGAAUCUGAUAUCGAUAGUAAAAAAUCAACUGUGAAAGCCAACGAAGAAGGCAAUAAAAAUGUAGAUAAACAAACUGUUUCUUCGAAACAAAUGAAAGAACCAAUUAAGGAAGAUAUCAAAAUCGAAGAAGAAUCUGGUGAACCAGAAAAUGACACAACAUUGUUUAUAAAAAAUUUAAAUUUCAUAACAACUGAAGAAGACUUAAAAAAGCAUUUUUCAGUGGCAGGAAAAAUCUAUAGUGUCACAAUAGCAAAAAAGAAAGACCCCAAAAAGCCAGGCCAUUUCCUUUCUAUGGGCUAUGGUUUUGUACAAUACUAUAAAAAGCAGGACACAAACGAGGCUCUCAAGAUUUUACAGAAUACGACGUUAGACUCUAAACAGUUGGAAUUGAAAAGAUCUGAACGAGGAAAUACGAACGAAGUCAAGACAUCUAAAAAAAGCAGUAAAGAUAUUGGCCAAAAUGGUACGAAAAUUCUGGUGCGAAAUGUGCCAUUCCAAGCAAACCGAAAUGAACUGCAUGAAAUAUUCAGGGCAUUUGGAGAAAUAAAGACGUUACGACUGCCUAAAAAAUUAACACCUGGAUCAGAUCAACACCGCGGUUUUGCUUUCGUCGACUAUCAUUCGAAGGCUGAUGCUAAGAGUGCCUUUGAAGCUUUAUGUCAUUCAACGCAUUUGUACGGGCGACGUCUAGUUUUAGAGUGGGCAGAUCAAACUGAUGAAAACGAAGAUAUUACUGCGUUGAGGAAAAGAACCGCAGAAAAAUUUAAUGCUGGUUUACCUGGUGGUAAAAAAUCAAGGAAAGGGGCUGUAGAUGUUGAAUCAUUUGUUGACGGUGAUUAAUAGUUAUAACAAUUUGUUUAUGGUAAAAUCAGAUAUUAUUUUUAUUCAUUGUGAAGGAAGUGGAGUUUUAAUAUAAGUUGAAGUGCACUUCAAUUGAAUACCCAACAUGUUGACAUGUAAAAAAUUGUUAAAUAAAAUAUUUCCAG